AUGACAGACUCGGGGCCCGGGCGGAGACUCCGACGGACUCCGCAGCUGUUCCGGUUCUGUUCACAGCUGACGCCACAUUCGUUGGGUGACGGACCAGGUGCCAUGGGCCUUGGAAAGCUGGCAACGGUCUUUGCUGACCAGGGAAUGGAGCUGCGUGAAUACUACGCAGCAGCAUGUGGCCACUGCCAGGCGAUGGCACCAGCUUGGAAGGCCGCCCAGAAGGCCUACAUCGGCCCCGUUACAUUCCGUCAGAUUGAGUGCCAUGAUAAGAACUGGAAUCCCGUUCCGGAGAACGCUGAGCUUUGCAAGGACAUCCGUGGCUUUCCCACCAUCAAGAUGUUCAAAGAUGGCAAGGAGCUUGCGGACUAUGAGGGCAAUCGCAGCUCUUCAUCCUUGGUGGACUUUGCCAAGCAGCACGAGAAGAUCUUGACGCAGUCUAUGCCGCUGCUUCCUGCGUUCCUGCCGCCACCGCAAGUGUUGCCACGGCGUGCUGCUGCAGCGAGCUUUCUUUAG
Messenger RNA from Durusdinium trenchii, 513 nucleotides. NCBI's taxonomy places the organism in Eukaryota, Dinophyceae, Suessiales, Symbiodiniaceae. The record is from the annotation of a GenBank genome assembly.